CAUCACGAACUUCGCGACGAGAGAUACCACUGCCUCAUCCGACACUCUAGGUCCCAGAAGCUCCACCUUUCCGACCUUCAACCUCACAACCGCAACAAUGGAUCAGGCUAAGCUCGCCAGGAUGCAGGCCUCUGUGCGCAUCGGAGGCAAGGGUACUCCCCGCAGGAAGGUCAAGAAGGUCCACAAGAACGCUGGCACCGACGACAAGAAGCUCCAGGGAGCUCUUAAGAAGCUGAACGUCCAGCCCAUCCAGGCUAUCGAGGAGGUCAACAUGUUCAAGAGCGACGGCAACGUCAUCCACUUCGCGGCACCCAAGGUCCACGCCUCGGUCCCCGCCAACACCUUCGCCAUCUACGGCAACGGCGAGGACAAGGAGCUGACCGAGCUCGUCCCCGGUAUCCUCAACCAGCUCGGCCCCGACUCCCUGGCCUCCCUCCGCAAGCUCGCCGAGAGCUACCAGAGCAUGCAGAAGGAGAAGGGCGAGGAGGAGAAGAAGGACGAGGACGAUGACGACAUCCCCGACCUCGUCGCGGGCGAGAACUUCGAGGGCAAGGCCGACGUCGAGUAGAUUCGGACCGUCUUGCGAGCUUAUUGAAUAAGCGGUAAGAGGAGCAGAUCGGGACGGGUCUGCCUUGAGAUUUUCCUCGGAACUGGAAAAAGAAUAGUUUCCACGGCGAUGGAAAGGCAUGCAGCAAAUCUCAUCCUCUUUCGAUGAUCUUGUACCUAUACCUGCGGUGCUGUGUCUGUAAGAUGACGCAGUAGGCGUUGCGUUGUUGGGAUCAAAAUAAAUGAAUCAUUAACGUUCUGCAAGAC
Molecule: messenger RNA, 813 nt
Organism: Aplosporella prunicola CBS 121167
Lineage: Eukaryota; Fungi; Ascomycota; Dothideomycetes; Botryosphaeriales; Aplosporellaceae
Exons: 4
Coding region: 98-568 (156 amino acids)
Cellular component (GO): nascent polypeptide-associated complex; cytosol
Source: RefSeq, a predicted model, not a curated record